AGCUGCGCGUCAUCAUCAAUAACUGAGUCCAAAUACAAACACGUUGCCCGCUAAAUACUAGAGCCGGUCAAGCCCCGUUUAUCCCCCGAUUCUCCGCCCCCAGCAUGACGGGCAUGAAAAUUGAAGAGGUCAAAUCCACGGUCAAGACCCAGCGUAUCUCGGCCCACUCCCACGUCAAAGGCUUGGGUCUGAGUGAGGCGGGUGAGGCCGUCAAAGUGGGUGCGCCGGGUUCGGGCGGCUUGGUCGGGCAGGAGCAGGCCCGUGAAGCGGCGGGUUUGGUGGUCGAGCUAAUUCGAGCUAAACGCAUGGCCGGGCGGGCUAUUUUGCUGGCCGGCCCGCCGGGCACGGGCAAGACGGCCAUCGCCUUGGCCAUCGCCCAGGAGUUGGGCAACAAGGUGCCGUUCUGCCCCAUGGUGGGAUCCGAGGUGUUCAGCUCCGAAAUCAAAAAGACCGAAGUCCUCAUGGAGAACUUUCGACGUGCUAUCGGAUUGCGCAUCAAGGAAACCAAAGAGGUGUAUGAGGGCGAGGUCACGGAAUUGAGUCCGGUUGAAACGGAAUCGCCCGUUGGCGGUUACGGCAAGACCGUGUCACAUUUAAUCAUUGGCUUGAAGACGGCCAAAGGCACGAAACAGCUCAAACUCGAUCCCUCCAUCUACGAAGCCAUGCAAAAGGAACGUGUCGAAGUGGGCGAUGUUAUUUACAUCGAGGCUAAUUCCGGCGCCGUCAAGCGUCAAGGUCGGAGUGACAACUUCGCCACUGAGUUCGACUUGGAGGCCGAGGAAUAUGUGCCUUUGCCCAAGGGCGAUGUUCACAAGCGCAAAGAGGUCAUUCAGGAUGUGACUUUGCACGAUCUGGAUUCCGCCAAUGCUCGACCCCAAGGUGGUCAAGACAUCCUGUCCAUGAUGGGUCAACUCAUGAAGCCCAAAAAGACCGAAAUCACCGACAAACUCCGAAAAGAAAUCAACAAAGUGGUCAACAAAUACAUUGAUGAUGGUAUCGCUGAACUUGUACCUGGUGUUCUCUUCAUUGAUGAGGUUCAUAUGUUGGAUAUCGAGUGCUUCACCUAUCUGCAUCGGGCUUUGGAGUCCACCAUCGCUCCCAUCGUGAUCUUUGCCACCAACCGAGGCCGAUGCGUGAUUCGUGGCACCGGCGAUAUCGUCGCCUCCCAUGGUAUUCCUUUGGAUCUCUUGGACCGACUUCUUAUCAUUCGAACCCUUCCCUACACUCAAGAAGAGAUGUCGGCCAUCAUCAAAAUCCGGGCGGCCACCGAAGGGUUAACCGUGGAUGAGGAGGCUUUGAACAUUCUGAGUGAGGUUGGUUCCAAGACCACAUUGAGAUAUGCCGCUCAACUACUUACCCCCUGCUCAAUCACGGCCAGGAUUUGCGGGCGUCCCAAUAUCGUGAAAGAUGAUAUCAAGGACAUAAGUGAACUCUUCCUGGAUGCCAAAUCAUCGGCCAUCUUGCUGAAGGAAAAUGAUGACAAGUACAUGCAUUAACAAGUUGAAGCGGGUGAACCAAACACCUUGGUGUACAAAAACAAUAAAGAAAUGUAGAUAUUAGA
Molecule: messenger RNA, 1561 nt
Organism: Tigriopus californicus
Lineage: Eukaryota; Metazoa; Arthropoda; Copepoda; Harpacticoida; Harpacticidae
Gene: pont
Product: ruvB-like 1
Exons: 5
Coding region: 105-1496 (463 amino acids)
Biological process (GO): chromatin remodeling; box C/D snoRNP assembly; regulation of transcription by RNA polymerase II
Cellular component (GO): R2TP complex; Ino80 complex; NuA4 histone acetyltransferase complex
Molecular function (GO): ATP hydrolysis activity; ATP binding; DNA helicase activity
Source: RefSeq, a predicted model, not a curated record